Messenger RNA from Saccharomyces paradoxus, 1629 nucleotides. It is a transcript of the gene NUP57, whose product is annotated as FG-nucleoporin NUP57. The record is from RefSeq and is a predicted model, not a curated record. The transcript has a single exon. Gene Ontology annotation, biological process: NLS-bearing protein import into nucleus; nuclear pore organization; protein localization to nuclear inner membrane. NCBI's taxonomy places the organism in Eukaryota, Fungi, Ascomycota, Saccharomycetes, Saccharomycetales, Saccharomycetaceae. The coding region runs from base 1 to 1629 and encodes 542 amino acids. Gene Ontology annotation, cellular component: nuclear pore central transport channel; nuclear pore. Gene Ontology annotation, molecular function: structural constituent of nuclear pore.
AUGUUUGGUUUCGGCGGUAGUAAUAACGGAUUCGGAAACAAACCGGCUGGUUCGACCGGUUUUUCAUUUGGACAGAAUAAUAAUACAAAUACUCAACCUUCAGGUUCAGGAUUUAGCUUUGGAGGUAGCCAGCCAAAUUCUGGUGCGACUGCGACCAGUGGGUUUGGUGCCAAUCAGACCACGAAUACUUUUGGAAGUAACCAACAAAAUAGUACAGGAGGAGGUCUUUUCGGUAAUAAGCCAGCCCUCGGUAGCUUGGGGAGUUCAAGCACCAACGCUUCAGGAACUACAGCUACUGGAACAGGUUUAUUUGGCCAGCAAACAGCUCAACCUCAGCAAUCCACCACUGGAGGAGGACUAUUUGGAAGCAAGCCAACUACCACAACCGGAGGUCUCUUCGGCAGCACUGCACAAAAUAAUAGUACUACAGGCGGGGGGUUAUUUGGUAAUAAAAUCGGGUCCACUGGCUCACUGAUGGGCAGCACUAGUACGCAAAACACAUCUAACAUGAAUGGUGGUGGACUUUUUGGCGCCAAACCUCAAAAUACUACACCGGCUACGGGAGGCUUAUUUGGUAGUAAGCCGCAGGGACCAACAGCUAGUGGUGGGAUGUUUGGAAGCGGCACCCAGAAUAACAAUACCCUUGGCGGAGGUGGCCUUUUCGGCCAAUCCCAGCAGCCUCAAACAAGCACUAUGCCUGGAUUCGGAAAUACAGUGUCCACGCAACCAUCAUUUGCCUGGUCUAAGCCUUCAACUGGAUCUAAUUUACAGCAACAGCAACAGCAACAGCAAUUUCAGGUACCGUUACAACAAACGCAAGCAAUUGCUCAACAGCAGCAGCAGCUUUCUAAUUAUCCCCAGCAGAUUCAAGAACAGGUGUUGAAAUGUAAAGAAUCGUGGGAUCCAAACACAACGAAAACAAAACUGAGAGCAUUUGUAUACAAUAAAGUGAAUGAAACAGAAGCUAUUCUAUAUACCAAACCAGGACAAGUACUUCAAGAAGAGUGGGAUCAAGCAAUGGAAAAGAAACCUUCCCCUCAGACAAUCCCUAUUCAAAUAUAUGGAUUUGAAGGCUUAAAUCAACGCAAUCAAGUACAAACUGAAAAUGUCGCACAAGCUAGAAUUAUCUUGAAUCAUAUUUUGGAGAAGUCCACACAGUUGCAACAAAAGCAUGAAUUGGACACCGCAUCCAGAAUUUUGAAGGCACAAUCAAGGAAUGUAGAAAUUGAAAAGAGAAUCUUAAAACUGGGCACACAGUUGGCAAUCCUGAAAAAUAGGGGACUGCCAUUGGGUAUUGCAGAAGAGAAAAUGUGGUCACAAUUCCAAACUCUACUUCAGCGGAGUGAAGAUCCUGCAGGUUUGGGUAAGACCAACGAACUGUGGGCACGUUUGGCUAUCCUAAAAGAACGUGCUAAAAAUAUUUCUAGCCAACUAGAUAGUAAACUAAUGGUUUUCAAUGACGAUGCCAAAAACCAAGACAGCAUGUCCCAAGGCACCGGUGAAGAAUCUAAUGAUCGUAUUAAUAAGAUAGUGGAGAUUCUGACGAACCAACAGCGGGGUAUAACAUACUUGAAUGAGGUUUUAGAGAAGGAUGCUGUAAUUGUUAAAGAAUAUAAAAAUAAGACGUAA